AUGGGAUGUAGUUUCCCAGUUGUAAAAAUGGCUAAAUGGGGCGAAGGAGAUCCUCGUUGGAUUGUUGAAGAACGACCAGAUGCUACCAACGUAAACAAUUGGCAUUGGAAAGAGUCAAAUGCUACUGGAUGGUCAAAAGAUAAACUCAAUGAAUUGUUUCUACUUUUUGAGAUUUCCGAUGGAAAUUUGACGAGCACAAUUAUCGAGUUUGAAAAACUUCAAGGAGAAGCAAUAGCAAACAACCGCAAAGGUAAACUCAUAUAUUUCUACGAAUGGGAUCUCGUGCUUAAAUGGCAAGGAAGAAUUCUCAAUGACGAGUCUAAAACUAAGAUCGAUGGAAAAAUUACAAUUCCAAACCUCAGCGAGGAAAAUGAGUUGGACGAAAUUGACAUUACAGUCACUGUUGACGAAUCUAAUGACAAGUCAGAACUCCUUAAGCAAUUCAUGUAUAAUGUUGGAAGGACGAAAAUAAGAGAACAGCUUGGCAAGUACAUCGUAAGCCUCAAGAAUGAUUACGCUAAAAACUUAAUCUUACCUAAAAAAGAGGAAGUUCAGGUUCAUAAUAAACCAACGACUACUGUAAAUCAUACAGCUACCAAUAAAGCUGUAAUUAAUAAUUCAUCAAGUGCCCCAUCGAAACCUGCAACCGACAGCAAAAGUGUGGGCGUUAAAAUCGACUGCAAGACGCUCAUCUUCGAAGAAAAAUUCCAAUGUAAGGCUAAUGAGUUAUUCGAUUGCUUCAGUAAAAUCGAGUUAAUGACUGCAUUUACUCGUGGCGACGUUAAAUUGGAUUUCACCAAGAACGGAGAGUUUGUACUUUUUGGUGGCAACAUAAGUGGCAAAUUCACCGAAAUUAUUCCAUGUCAAAAAAUUGCACAGACUUGGCGAUACAAGCAAUGGCCAACUGGUCACUUCUCGAAUGUUGUGAUGGAGUUUGAAGAGAAAGACGACCACACAUUGCUGAAAUUGAAACAAACUCUUGUACCAUCUAACGAAUACGAUUCAACUAAUCAGAAUUGGCAACGUUACUACUUCGAAAUUGUUUUAGCAAUUCCAUUUUAUUUGAUUGCCAAUGGAAGGAUUGCAGUGUGUCAAAAUAAUGCGGAAAAAGCUUUAGAAGAGCCAACAUUUUGUCUAACGGGGACAAUUGCGUUACCACCUCCCAACCCGGUUAUCUGUUUCAAUCAAAACGAAAUAUUUGCUUGCGCUUUUGGAGAAGCAAGAUGUGAUGGUUUAGGAUAUUGUGGGACACCGCCAUAUGCUGGUGCAGGAAUGGUUACAAACGCAAUGCCAAUGAAAAUCUUUGUUAACAUCAUGAUACCAAACAACGGACCAAACGUAUUUUUAAACAUCGAUGAACUAUUUAUUCAAAUGGCAUUAGACGGAAUGGAUGACGUACUUUUCCCACGUUUUAGAGAAAUUAGAAGCCGAGCACAAAGAAUAAAAUAUAUUGAAAAACUUUUAAUUCAUCACAAUCUGAUAGGCGAUAAAAAGAAUUUUACAUAUGACAAGUCAAGUCCAAAAGCAAUCGCAAUAGCAGAAAUAUCUAGAGAAUGCGGCAAUAGAAAUUUCAAAAGGAAAGAUUAUUGGGAAGCAGUCAAAUGGUAUAACCAAUGUUUAGGUUUUGCUUACCUAGGAAGCAAACAAGAAGCUGAUGCAUAUGCAAGUCGUGCAGAAGUUUGCUUCGAACUGAGAUUUUUAGGAGAAUGUUUGAAGAACAUUGAAUGGGCAGAAGCAUGUAAUGUGACAAAAGAAAAAUUAGCAGCGUUGGAGAAACGCAAGAAGCUUGUACUUGAAAUGAUUGCAAAUGGUGAAGGUUUUAAUAACCCAAUGUAUGCAAUUGGUCACCAAUUUUUAGGAUUAAAUAUGGAUACAAGUGAAAACUAUCCUAUGGCUGAUUGUUUCGAAGUUAAAACUGACAAAGCAUUUGGACGUCACGUCAUAACAAACAAAAAACUUAGAGUUGGUGAUAUUUUCUGUAUCGACGAACCAUUUUCAAAAAUUCUCUUUGCUGAAUAUGGAUGUGAAUUCUGUGCAUAUUGUCUUAGUAAUAAUGCAUUAGAUUUAAUACCUUGUAAAAUUUGUACACAUGUCAUGUUUUGUUCUGAUCAAGGAUCAAAAAGUUGUGCCAAAAUGGGAUAUGAGAAAUUCCACAAAUACGAAUGUGGACUGAUUACAGGUUUACAUAAUACAGGAGAAAUCGAAUGGAGAGCUGCUUUUAAUACAUUUCUCGAAGGAUUUUACGCAUGCAAUCAAAAUUUAAGAGAAUUUAAAAGAGUUGCUGCUGAAAAUUGUGAUUCGAAGAAGACAAUUUUCGAUUUUGAUGAUUUGUCGGACAGGAGAAACUUAUUCAGAAUAAUCGAUGCAAUUCCCAAAACGAAAAAAGGAAAUACAUUUGACGAUUUUAAAAUUUGUGCAAAAACUGCAAUCAUCACACAUCUUUUCAUGAAACAUUCACCAUUGAAGGAAGUUUUGAAAAGUGAAGAUGACCAGGAAUUCUUCCGAUUAUGCAUUUAUAAGUAUAGUCAACAAUGUGGAUAUUCCAGAGUUAGUCACAGUUCUCUAAAAGGUGAUGAAUUAAAUUUCCUACCCUAUCAUGCCAUAGGAACUUAUCCGUUCUUCUCUUUGGUCAACCACAGUUGUGCAGCAAAUAUCAUACGUGUUAAUUAUGGAUCAAAAUCGAUAGGAGUUGCCAUACGUCCAAUUCAACCUGGUGAACAAAUUUUCUUGAACUAUCAAGUUAAUCAUGAUCUUUACGACUAUGCAUAUCGGCGAAACUUUUUAAUGAAGAAUUUCUCGUUUAUAUGUAAAUGUGAAGCUUGUACAUUUAAUUAUGGACAGAGUAGAGAUCUAUCAUUAGUAGAUAUGAGGUUAACGAAUUCAAUUUUAUAUUCGGAUCGACCACAUUUGAUAAAAGCAAGUUUUGAUCUAGCAAAAUCGAAAUAUCGCCAUUACUUCAAAAUAUUGCAAAUGAUUGACAAUGAAUAUCCAACACUUGACAUUAGUUGUGUUAGGGAGUGUGUGAGAACUGCUUCAUGUGGAGUUUAUUUAAAUGAAAUGAAAACAAAUUAUAUCGUCCCUGCUCUUGAAUACUUCUCUCAAGGAAUGGAAGAUAUCUACUCUCCAUCAAAUAAGUCUGCUGGUAGUCUUUUUGGCAUUGUCUCUUUUAAAACGUCUCAAUGCAUUCCAAACAACACUUGCAACACUUUCGGCCCUUUCAUCAGUCCUCAAAAGUUCCUUAAAACAAUUGAUAAUCUUGAUCUUACAGGUGGAAAAAGUGAAUGCAAUGCAAACAUGGCUGAAGGCUUAGCUACUGCUUUAGUUUGCUUCCAAGAUUUAGAAAAAUUACGUGAUAAAGAAAUAACAACAAACAAACAUUGCAUUUUGAUCAGUAACAGCUCUCCAUACUCAAUGCCUGUGACGGAAUGUUAUGAAUACGAAGGAAAGACUGUCGAACAACUCGCAGCGAUAUUCAUGGAGAAGAACAUCAACCUUUCAAUUAUUUCGCCCCGAAAGAUUCCUGUGUUGUUUGAGAUAUUCGAGAAAUCUGGUGGAGAUUUAGUUCUGACAACAUCAAAGAAUUACAGCAAAGAUCCACGACAUUUGGUUCUUUUGAAAGGAUUCUCAUUGAAGGAACGUCCAGCAAGUCCAAAUGUUAAUCAAUCUGGUCAACCAAACCAACUUCCACCCUCUCAACCUGUUGCGAAUCCUCAACCUACAACAAUCAUACAAAAUAAUGAUGCAAACAUCCAUGCAGCCCAAAUAAAUGUAAAUAAUCCAGGAAUUCGUCAAAUGAAUCCAAACAUUCGUCAAAAUACUGCUCCGAUCAUGCAAGCUCCAAAUCAACAACAACAACAACAACCAAUUCCUGGACAAAUGGUUAACGCGAUUCCCCCACAAUUUGUUGGUGCGCAACAAAACAUGGGAAAUUUCCAACAACGACCUACAAAUCAACAACAACAGCAGCCGCAACCACAUCCAAGAUGGAUUGCACCGAAUCAAUCUCGUCAACCUUUUAUGCCAACACAAGGCAACAUGUCUGGAAAUAACAUUAUGGGUGGUGCCAACAUAGCACCGAAUAAUAUGAUGCAACAAACUCAAGGAAAUCAGAAUCAACCGCAACAAAACUCAGCUUUGAUCUCACAAUUAACACAACCAUCAAACAUUGCAAUGACACCACAACAGCAAGCCAUGGCUCGAAUGGCAGCGAUGCAAAAUCAACAACAAAACCAACAAAUGAUGCAAAAUCAACUUGGAAAUAACAACAUGAAUAUGGUUCCCAAUCAAUUGCAAAAUAAUCCACAAAUGAUGCCGACAAAUCAACAAGCUAUGCAAGGCAUUCCAGGUAGUGGACUUGUUCAGCAAAAUCCUUCAGUUUCUCAACAAAGUGGACAACAAAUAAUUCAAUGUGAGAUUUCUGCGAGAGUUUCGAAAGAGACAAAUGAAGUUGAAGUGCGUGGUGAUACUUGGCCACCACGUUUAAUAAUGCAGUUAAUGCCACGAGCCGUUAUUACCAAUGUUGGUGGUCAUUUAUUGAGGGAUGCAAAAAUUGUCAAUUUUCACUGGGGACAACCAUCAGAAGCCUUUGAAGCUUUAUCGAAAGUUAUGGCGAACGGAUUUGCUGGUUGCGUUCAUUUCAUGCCAUCACAAUGUGACGUUAAGAUUCUCAUUUUGCUUUACAUGCCAGAAAAGAAAUCUUAUUAUGGUUUCAUUCCAAAUGAUCAAAAUGGAUAUGUUGACAAGCUUCGUCGUGUUAUUCAACAAUCAAAGACGACUCAAUUUGGACAAACUCCGGGACCGCCAAAUCCUCAACAAGUUGGACCUCGUGGGCAAAUUAUGGGAAUGAAUCCGAUUGUACAACAGAAUGUGAUGAAUCAACAAGUUGGUCAACAGAAUAUGGGAAAUGUUGGGAAUAUGCAAGGUCAAGGUGAUCAAAGUAUGAUGUUUAAUCAGCAAAUGCAGCAAAUGCAACCUAACAUGGUUUCAAAUCAACCAAUGAAUCCGAAUCAACAGCGCAUGACCCGACCUCAAAACAUCAUGCAAAAUAAUUUACGACAUUUACUGCAACAGCAACAGAAUCAAUUUCGACCACAAAUGGGUCAACAACAGCAACAGCAGCAGCAACAACAACAGCCGAAUCAACAAAUGCAUGGUGGAAUGGAUCCAAAUUUUGAUAUGUUUUAAAUUACACUUUAAUUAAAAUAAUU
Molecule: messenger RNA, 5207 nt
Organism: Clunio marinus
Lineage: Eukaryota; Metazoa; Arthropoda; Insecta; Diptera; Chironomidae
Source: the annotation of a GenBank genome assembly